AUGGGCCGCCUGCACCAGGUCGAGUAUGCCCUCGAGGCGGUGAAGCAGGGCUCGGCCGUCGUCGGCCUGCGGUCGCGCACGCAUGCGGUGAUCGUGGCGCUGAAGCGCGCGCCGUCGGAGCUCGCGGCGCACCAGCGCAAGGUGCUGAAAAUCGACCACCACAUCGGCAUCGGCUUUGCGGGCCUGACGAGCGAUGCGCGCGUGCUGAGCCACUACAUGCGGCAGCUUGCGCUGUCGUCGCGCCUCAUGUACACGCGCCCGCUCCCGAUCUCGCGCCUCAUGUCGACGCUCGCCGACCGCGCGCAGCUGAACACGAUGCAGUACGGCAAGCGCCCGUACGGCGUCGGCUUCCUCGUCAUCGGCGUCGACGACACGGGCCCCCACCUGUACGAGUUCAACCCGACCGGCAACUGCUUCGAGUACCACGCGAUGAGCCUCGGCGCACGCAACCAGAGCGCCAAGACGUACCUGGAGCGCCACCUCGACGCGUUCGCCGACGCCUCGCGCGACGAGCUCAUCCUGCACGGCCUCCGCGCGCUGCGCGAGACGCUGCCACAGAACAAGCAGCUCGAGCGCGCCGCCGUGUCCGUCGCCUUCGUCGGCCCCGGCGCCGACGCCGACCCGCGCUCGCCCGCCGUGCGCGACGGCGAAAAGUUCUCGCUCCUGGAGGGCGACGACCUCGCCGAGUGGUUCGAGCAGUACGUCUAUCUUCUAACAGCAGACUCGGCCCCAGCGAGCGCGAGCAGGCCGCCCACGCGCGCGCCGCGCAGGCCGCCGCCGAGGACGCCCCCGCGGACAGCGAGCGCCGCGACGCGAUGGACGAGAACUAGCUCCAUAGCACGUGAUAGCGCCGCCCGCCCGCCCGGCGGGCCGCUCCCCACGACGAUGCACGUGUGUCAGGAGCACCGUGCGCGCGACCGCACGCCGCCUGCGGCGCCUGCACAGAGCGACGAGAAGCGCGCGUAUGCCGACGAAGCCGCGCGGCGCCUGCGCCCGCGCCACGCAUGGCGCACGUACCUGCUGUGCGCGUGCUCGGCGCUCCUGCUGCUGUGGCGCCUGUACAGCUACGCCGCCGCGGGGCCCGGCGCGCGCGCGCGCGUGCACGGCGGCGACGUGCGCUGCCGCCUGCGCGUCGCGCACGCGCGCACGCCCGAGUGCUACGGGCCGCUGACGCCGCUCGAGCAGGCGUAUGUCCAGGUGCCGUCCGCGGCCAGUGCGCGCGCCGCGCUGCAGCGCUACACGGCGCAGCACCACUACGCGGGCGAGCCGGGCGACAGGGCGUCCGUGCUGCGCCUCCUCGACGAGUGGUCCGCGCUGCUCGGCGCCGACACGCGCAACGCGUCGGCGCGCGUGUACGAGGCGGGCUCCGCCGAGAGCCGCACGCUCAUGGAGAGCGCGGCGAGCGCGCCCCGCGUGUGGGCCGACACGUACGCGGUGUGGCUCGACGAGCCCGUGCAUGCGAGCCUGCGCGUCGUCGAUGCGCAGGGCCGCGCCGUGUGGAACGCGUCGCUGGCGGAAGACGUCCUCGCGGAGGACCCGGCGAGCGCACACGGCCUGCCGGCGUUCCACGGCUACUCGUUCUCCGGGAACGCGAGCGGCCCGCUCGUGUAUGCGGGCACGGGCUCGCCGGCCGACUUUGCGCGGCUCCGGGCGCGCGGUGUGCGCGUCGACGGCGCGAUUGCGCUCGUGCGCUACGGCGGGCUCUUCCGCGGCCUCAAGGUGCGCGCCGCGCAGGAGGCCGGCGCGGUCGGCGUGCUGAUCUACUCGGACCCCGAGGAGGACGGGCAGGUGACGGAGGCGCACGGCUACGCGCCGUACCCGGCGGGGCCUGCGCGGCAGCCCAGCAGUGUGCAGCGCGGCAGCGUGCAGGCGCUCUCGUUCUACCCGGGCGACCCGUCGACGCCCGGGCGCCCGUCGUACCGCAACGCGACGCGCGCGCCGUGGAGCGAGGUCGACUCGCUGCCGCGCAUCCCGUCGCUGCCGCUGUCGUACGCGACGGCGAAGCAGCUGCUGGCGCUGACGCAGGGCCGCGGCGUGCGUGCGGAGGAGGUGCGCCCGCGCUUCGGCGGCGAGAUCCCCGGCGCCGAGUACUGGACCGGCCCGAGUGCGCUGCGCGUGUCGAUGAGCAACGGCAUGCGCCACGCGACGCGCGACGUCUGGAACGUGUAUGCGGUGAUCCCCGGGCGCAUCGACGACGAGCGCAUCAUGGUCGGCAACCACCGCGACGCGUGGGUGUUUGGCGCGGGGGACCCGGCGUCAGGCACCGCCGUCAUGCACGAGCUCGCCAGGGGCCUCGGCGCGCUCCUCGCGACCGGCUGGCGGCCGCAGCGCACCAUCGUCCUCGCGAGCUGGGACGCGGAGGAGUACGGGCUCGUGGGCUCGACCGAGUUCGGCGAGGACUACGCGCCGUUCCUCUCGCGCCAUGUGGCCAUGUACCACAACCUCGACAUGGCCGUCAAGGGCUCGCAGCUCGAGGCGAGCGGCUCGCCGUCGCUCGCGCGCCUCCUGCGCGGCGUCGCCGCGAGCGUGCCGGACCCGCACGUGCCCGGCGCCCGCCUGCGCCUCGACCGCGUCGCGCCGCUCGGCUCGGGCAGCGACUACACCGUGUUCCUGCAGCACCUCGGCAUCCCGUCCACGGACGUGAGCUUCCGGCGCACAGAGACGGACCCCGUGUACCACUACCACUCCAACUACGACUCGUUCACGUGGAUGGACAAGUGGGGCGACCCCGGCUUUGCGCGCCACGAGGCCAUGGCGCGCCUCCUGGGCCUGCUCGUCCUGCGCAGCGCGGACNCGCAUCGCGCCGCGCGCGGCGGCGCCGUGGGCGCAGCUCGAGGCGGCGCUGCGGCGCGUGCAGGACGCCGCGGCGCAGCUGCACCGCACGCAGCGCGAGCUGGAGGCGAGCGGCGAGGCGCGGGGCAGCCUUGA
Malassezia sympodialis ATCC 42132 is the source of this 2928-nucleotide messenger RNA. RefSeq lists its product as uncharacterized. The transcript is spliced from 2 exons. NCBI's taxonomy places the organism in Eukaryota, Fungi, Basidiomycota, Malasseziomycetes, Malasseziales, Malasseziaceae. The coding region runs from base 1 to 2928 and encodes 975 amino acids. Gene Ontology annotation, cellular component: proteasome core complex, alpha-subunit complex; proteasome core complex. Gene Ontology annotation, biological process: ubiquitin-dependent protein catabolic process. The record is from RefSeq and is a predicted model, not a curated record.